Messenger RNA from Colletotrichum phormii, 624 nucleotides. Its product is annotated as general substrate transporter. Gene Ontology annotation, biological process: transmembrane transport; carbohydrate transport. Gene Ontology annotation, cellular component: membrane. The annotation marks the transcript as partial. NCBI's taxonomy places the organism in Eukaryota, Fungi, Ascomycota, Sordariomycetes, Glomerellales, Glomerellaceae. The record is from RefSeq and is a predicted model, not a curated record. Gene Ontology annotation, molecular function: carbohydrate:proton symporter activity. The transcript has a single exon.
UACAGCCCGUCCAUUUUUGGAUAUCUUGGUAUACAGGGCGAGGAGAGUCUUCUCCUUGCUACUGGGGUUUAUGCCAUUGUCAAGUUUAUCUCAGUCUUACUAUUCUCGAUUUUCGUUAUCGACUUCAUCGGCAGGAGGCGUUCCCUUCUUACGGGUAUAUGUCUACAGAUUACCACGCUUCUAUUCGUUGGUAUCUACCUGAAAGUCACCAAUGGCCGUGACCCAGAAGACAUCUCUGCAGAUCCAGCAGCGAGACGAGCAAGUGAAGCUGCCAUCGCGGCCAUUUACUUGCAUGCAAUCGCACGGUCCAUAGGAUGGUUUUCCAUCCCUUAUCUCGUCAGCGCAGAGGUUUUCCCCAUUAGAAUUAGAUCUCUGUGUGUAUCUGUCCUCAUGGCCUUUCAUUGGGCCUUUUACUUUGGCUGCUCGCGAGCUAUGCCAUCACUUCUGGCCGCUACAGAGCGUUACGGUGCGUUCAUAUUCUUUGCGGCCAUCUGCUCUGUUUCCCUUGUCUACGUAUAUCUUGCGAUGCCGGAAACUUCUGGAAGGUCUUUAGAGUAUAUGGAAACUCUUUUCAGUCGACCCUGGUACACUGUGCACAAGGUCGCAUAUCCAAAAGCUGAAGAU